GAUCCUAAAGGGAACAGGAGGUCUCACACAUACACACAAACACUCACGCAGCACCACCAACACCUCCCCACCCCCCCACAGCUGCCACCUGACGGUCAAGCCGACCAAGAUGGGACCAUGUACGUAAGCCGACCAAUACGUUCCUUGGGACCGUAUUCCUCCCAGUUCACUAAAUAUUGGAAGCCCCUGGCCUGACAGGUACGUUAAAAAUCUUCUUGACCAGCUAAUCCGAAUGUCCGUCGAUAUCCAAUGUUGGUGGAGGAGGUUUGGAAGGGGGACAUAAGGGACUGGUAGCAACAGGUUUGAGCAAAGAGACAUGGAAGACAGGGUGAAUCUGCAGGCCAUCAGGUUGGGGCUAAGGCAAACAGAGAUAGGGCUGAGGACAGAUUGAAUUUUAAAAGGACCAAUAAACUUAGGCGAAAGCUUGUUAGAAGAUGCUUUGAGGUCAAUGUCACUGGUGGAAAGCCAAACCUUUUGUCCAGGUUGAUACAGGGGUGCAGGAACCCCUUUGUGGUCAGCCAGAUGGCAAUUCUGAACAGAAGUGCUGUCUAGAGCGGCAGAGACGUUCUUCCACGUGUGCCUACAUUUGCAGAUGAAAUGACGAACAGGUGACAGACAAUUCUUUUUCAUCAGCUGGAAACAAUGGUGGAUGAUACCCCAAUGAGGCUUCAAAAGGGGAGAAGCCAGUUGCUGAGGAGACAUGAGCAUUGUGGGCGUAUUCCACUCACAGAAGUUGUGAGCUCCAGGAGGACUGUUAGAAACACACAGGCAACGCAAUGUAGUUUCAAGCUCUUGGUUCAUCCUCUCGGUUUGGCCAUUGGUUUGAGGAUGAAAACUCAGGGCCACACUGACACUAAGGGCAUUGCAAAAUUCCUUCCAUAAAUUGGAGAUGAACUGGGGACCCCUGUCUGAGAGGACUUCACAUGGAAUGCCAUGAAGGCGAAAGACGUGUUUCAGGAGGAGUUCAGCUGUCUCAAAGGAGGAUGGCAACUUCUGGAGUGGAACCAGGUGACGGGCCUUAGAAAAGCACACUACAAUGGUGAAGAUGGUGAAAAUCCCUUAGAGACUGGAACGCUCAAACCAAAAUCAAGGGCCACAUGAGACCAGGGGUGUUUGGGUAUAGGAAGGGAGUGAAGAAGGCCACUUGGAGGCUGGCGAGUGCUCCUGGCGCAGACGGCACAAGCCAAAAUCCAGCACCCUGCUGAUGAGCCAAUUGUCUACAGCAGGCAGCAGCAACUCCUCUCUCUGCAACAAAGAUCCUAAAGAGAACAGAAGGUCUCACACGUACACACAAACACUCACGCAGCAGAACCCAACAGAGGCCAAACAUUUUCUGUAAGUCUUCAUAAGUUUGGCACACACUGUAGCUGGUAUUUUAGCCCAUUCCUCCAUGCAGAUCUCCCCUAGAGCAUUUCAUAUGGGCUUGCGAUCUGGAGACUGGCUUGGCCACUUUGGGACCUUGAAAUGCUUCUUACUAAGCCACUACUUUGUUGCAAGGGCAGUGUGCUUGGGAUCAUUGUCAUGCUGAAAGACCCAGCCACAUUUAAUCUUCAAUGCACUUGCUGUUGGAAGGAGGUUUGCACUAAAAAUCUCACUAUACAUGGCCCCAUUCAAUCUUUCAUGUACACAAAUCAGUUGUCCUUUGCAGCGAAACAGCCCCAAAGCAUGAUGUUGCCAUCCCCAUGCUUCACAGUAAUUGUGUUCUUUGGAUGCAACUCAGCACUGUCCUCUAAACACGACAAGUUGUGUUUCCACCAAAAAGUUCGACUUUGGUUUCAUCUGACCAUAUGGCAUUUUCGCAAUACUCUUUUGGAACACCCAAAAGCCAUCUAGCAAACUUCAGACAGGCCCAGAUGUGUACCAGCUUAAGCAGGGGAACAUGUCUGGCACUGCAGGAUUUGAGUCCCUGGCGGCCUAGUGUGUUACUGACAGUAGCCUUUGUUAUGUUAGUCCAAGCCUCCACACUGUGAACACAAAGGUUGUGUUCACACUGCGGCCUGAAGUGACCCAAUUACAAUUUUUUUGACAUAAUGCGACAUGUACCUGACCUUUUCAUGAUAGUCUGAAAAAUACAAGUCAGAUUUUUUUCGAAUGCAACCCAGACCACUUGAAUAUUCGAUAUGUAUCCGAUAAUUUCAAAUGUGACCUGAAUCCUAAAGGCCAGAACUUUCCUGAACGUUACUGAUACUCAACAAAUGUCCCUAUUCUGCAUCCUGAUAUUCGCAAGUGGGAAGAAAAACAACAAGUAUGGUAAUCCAUACUUGGAUUACCUAAGUAAUCCAUACACAGGAAGAAAUCAAAACAUAUAAGUUCAGAUAUUAAGAUAUGUGUAAUAAAUAUCAGAUGCCACAGAUAAGGCCUGCAUAAGAUGUUGAGGAACUAUUCCAGUAGCAAAUUGGCUACUGGAAUAAGACAUCAAUGGCAUGGGAAGAGAAUAAGGAACUGUUGGAAUGCUGCAACUCUGUUAACCCUAGCCAGCAGGUUACAUGAAAAGACUGUGGGAAACAUGGAUGUUUCGAUACCAACAGUUUAAACUAACACUGGAAAAUCUAGUAGUUCAGACUUCCAACAUCCACAAAUGGCAGUUGAUUUUACUAUUAGGGAUCCAGGAGGUGCAACACCUAAAUGGUAUGGAGCUAGGACCCAAGGUCACAUGGAGGAGGUCAGAAGUUACCACUUCCCCCCACCUUUCGCCCGCAGCUCAGUGAAAGCUCUGUCACCCCAUUGCCAUUGUUGAUACUUUGACACCAAUCCUGCACACCUCCAGUUGGCGAUGCAUUUGGCAAAUCUUUUAAAUUGCCUAUAGUCCAGUUCAGUACGAGUCCAAUGGCAAGUCUUAUGAAGUUUUGCCAAAAUCUGACCUACCAGACAGGAGUCAUUGUCACUUCCUGUUUUGUGGCAAAACAGGAAGGACUUCCUCUAGGCUUUUGAACAUACCAUUUGUGGUUAUUAAGAGUUGGUGGAUAAUGUUUUAAUUUUAAAUCAUACAUAGGGAGAAGCUGAAUGACUCAUCCAAUAAUCCUCUGUUUCUUCUCUGAGCUUUGGUCACCUGACUGAAUAUUUCUUGAUUAAGCUGUCACAAUUCUGAUUGCUCACCUCUAAGUGUUGGGAACUGGGGUUUUGGCUCUUUGUGGGGAUUUUCUGUUUGCCUGCUGUUUCCCUCGUCAUCCACUAGAUGGUGCCUAGAGGCUGCACUUACCUGGAGGGUGUGCCUCCUGUCCGGAUUCAGCUCACCUGUGAUCAAUCACCUUGUUAUCUAGGAGUAUAUGAGGAGCAGGCUGCCAGCACUUUGACACCUGAGUGUUUGCCAGUUAUAGUACUCUGAGCCUCCCUGAGUCUGCUCUCUGAGUUAAGAUUAUCUUGAGCGAUAAUUUCCUGUUGAAUUUCGCCCAGGUGUUUCCUCGUGGUACUUUGGAUUCAACCCACUGUGUAACUUGAGUUCCUGGCUUUCUGGUUUCCCCUCGUGACGCCGUAGAUCUUACCCACUGGUUGCCUGAGUCCCUCUCCACCUCAGGUCAGAUGUAGAAUCAUUGACAGUUCCUGGUUUCUCGGCUGGCUAUCGGGACCACUCCUCACUUCUCCUCACAAGUACUUACCUGUCUGUCCUUCACCACAAGCCUCUUCCAUCUGCCUCCAAAGAACUCUCCGUCAAGAUCACACUGAAACUUGGAUUAUCUCAAGAACCCCCUGCAAAGUGACCACAACCCCAGAGGCCACAGUACUUCUCCCCCUGGUAGAAACUAACCACUUCAUCAAAGUUCAGAAGACCCCGGCUUCCCGUCCACAGGACAAGAAUCACACAAUCUCAUAUUUCAUCAUUGUUUAAAUAAACUUCAUCUGAUUUCCUGUUCUCCUCAUUGUGUUCCUAACCCUGAAAGACAUGAACCCAACAUGACACUAAGUCUCUCUUUUUUCUUCUUUUUCUUUUUACAGUUUUGCUUUCAACAAAUUUUAAUCCCGGACCUCAUUGACUCUCCUCCUGUUUAUUUCACAUCAUUAGGUUUGGGAUUUGAGUGACAUUGAUAAAGACGGCCAUCUGGACAAGGACGAAUUUGCAGUGGCCAUGCACCUUGUGUAUCGGGCCUUAGAGAAGGAGGCGAUUCCCGCGCUCCUUCCCUCUGCCCUCAUCCCUCCAUCAAAGAGGAAGAAGAGCCUCUGCUCAGUGCAAGGUCCUGUUCCUGGACUACCAGCCAGCCCCCCACCACUAAAAGACUCACUACAUUCCACACCCUCCCAUGGCAGCAUGACAUCACUCAACAGCACCGGCAGCCUGUCACCCAAACACACUCUCAAGUCAGGACUGCAUUCACUGAAUUGGGUGGUGCCAUUGUCAGAACGUGGUCGCUAUGAUGACAUCUUUCUGAAGACGGACGCAGAUCUGGAUGGCUUUGUCAGUGGACAGGAAGUAAAGGAUAUCUUCAUUCAAUCUGGACUUUCUCAGAACAUCCUUGCACAUAUAUGGUCUUUGGCAGAUACAAGACAGAUAGGCAAACUGAACAGGGAGCAGUUUGCCCUUGCGAUGCACCUCAUCCAUCAGAAAGUAGGGAAGGGUAUUGACCCACCCCAAGUCCUCACUGUUGACAUGAUACCUCCGUCAGAGAGAGGAACUCCCAUACCUACAAUGUCCGGAUAUAUGACUCCAGUAGGAUCAGAGAUGGUUGCUCUGUCAGAAAUGAGAAGGGACAGCUCUAGUUCAGUGGGUUCAGGGGAGUUCAGUGGCAUCAAGGAGCUUGAUGAUAUUAGUCAGGAGAUAGCCCAGUUGCACAGGGAGAAGUACACUCUGGAUCAGGAUAUUAGGGAGAUGGAAGAAGCUAUCAGACAAAAGAGUGCUGAGGUGCAGGAGAUGCAGAAUGACAUGGACAGAGAGACAACCAAUCUGCAGGAACUGGAGGCGCAGAAGCAAGAUGCUCAGGACCGUUUGGAGGAGAUGGAACAGCAAAAGCAUAAAUUGGACGAUAUGUUGAAUGAAGUACGCCAGAAGUGCAAGGAAGAAUCUCAAUUGAUCUCAACUCUUCAGAGGCAGAUCCAUUCCCAGGAGUCAGAUUUGCAAAACCAGGAGGAAGAACUUAGCCGAGCAAAGGCUGAUUUGGACCAUCUACACCAGGAGGAGAGACAGCUGGAACAGAGCCUGGCUGCUGGCAAGAUUCAACUGGAAACCAUCAUCAUUUCUCUGAAGUCGACUCAGGAUGAAAUCAACCAAGCUCGCGGCAAGUUAUCCCAGAUUCAGGACUGUCAGCAGGAGAUGUCUAAAGGAAUUGAGCAGUACAGCAGCACCUUAAAUGGUACCAAUGGAGGCAGUAUGACAAACCUGGCCGACAUGAGCGAAGGCUUCAAUGACAAAGAGAGUGGAGGCUUUUCAGCUGCAGGGAAGGGUAGACAGGAAGAUAUAUUCAAAGUUAAGCCAUCAGUGUUCUACAAUCGGCCUCAAGACCUUCAGUCGGACCUUUUCAACUCUGAAGACCCAUUUAAAACAGACCCAUUCAAAGGUGACCCAUUUGAAAGUGACCCAUUUGGAAAGGCAUCAUCUACAUCUACAGAUCCCUUUGAAGGAGAUCCUUUUAAAGAAACGGAUCCAUUCAAGGCUUCAUCUGAAGAUUUUUUUAAGAAGACUACAAAGAUGGAUCAUUUUUCCACAACAGAUCCUUUUUGUAAAAGUGCUACUUUACCCUCCAAGCAAACGAGUCACUUUGCAGGAGGUGACCCAUUUUCUACAAACCACCAGAAACCUAGAGGAUCAGAUCUGUUCUCAACACUGGACCCCUUUGGGAGUAGUACGUUCAACAGUGCCACAAACAGCUGCACUGACUUUGCAGACUUCAGCCACAUGUCAAAAGCCAGAGACCCCUUUGAAGGAAGGGCCAACUGGCUUCCAGAUUAUCAGAAGCCAGUAUUUGUAGAUGACCCUUUCACCAGGAAAACAGACAUGCCAGCUCUGCCACCUAAAAGAAGUAUACCGCCAAGGCCCAAACCACCCAGCGGUACAACAACACCAGUAAGCUUGAUUGCCACAGCAGAUCCUUCCAAACCAUGUGACCCUUUCCAGGCUUUUGGUGCUGAUGUCAUAGACCAUUUUCAGGCUAAAAAAGGUCUAGGUGACCCAUUCAGUGGAAAAGAUCCCUUCAUCCCAUCAUCAGCAUCAAGUAAUGCUCCUAAAGAAUCUACCUCCGGUUUUACAGAUGUCAGUUCCACCAGGUUGUCGGAUUCUGUCUCGAUCGAUCCACCCGGUGGAGUUCCAGAAAAGCCCUCGCUCUCUGACAGGCCUGCUAUGGAGAUGAGGGUCUUGGUGAUCAGCCCUCUCCUGGCUGUCCACCGGAAGGACGAACCGGGAAGAAUCCUGUUCGUGACGCCAAAUUGUGGAGCGAGAAAAAUUAACAAAGUCCAAACCUUGUUAAAGAGGAAGAACAAAACACAGCUUUAUUUUACAUCUGCACAGAUGGAGAACUCAGAAGAGAUCUAACUAGACAAAGGAAUCACCUCUCUACAUAAACUGUAUACUGUCCUUCUCCCGCAGACAGAGUGUCGCCACCAACAUUCCCAAGGAGCUAAUCAGAUUAAUACACACACAGAGAAAAAUGCAACUUUCAGUUAAAAAUGGGUUUCUGACAGAAUAUUCUGUGUCUAAUAAUAAUCACUGAGCUGUCGGUCUGGUCUUGUCCCUCUGCAAGGUAUGACAACUAUUUACUUAUCGCCUGUUGCUAAGCUUCUAACAUACUGAGGCAAACUGUGAAGGCUAAAAAGAGAAACAAUGACUCUGUAAGACUGAGUGAGACAUUAAAUGAUUAAACAUUGUAAGAUUAAUAUUAAAUAAACUUCUAAUAAAAGUAAACACACUGUAAAUAAUUAUUUUAUUCCACAGCCCCAAGCCAUGGUUUAACCCAGAAUUAUGAAACUUGGCACACGUAUGUAUCUUGUCAGGACCUACAAAAAAGUCUCCUGGAGCCAUAAACGCAACAGGAAGUCGGCCAUUUUGGAUCAAAGCCACCAUUUCCUCUUUUUUAUACACGUCACAUCUAAUCUAACUCUUCCUACAGCUAUUGAAAUACAGACUUCAGAAUCACUCAGGAGAGUCUUCAGGUAUUGAAGGUGAGAAGUUAUCACAGAAUUUUUUUUGUACAUCAAAGCAUGUGGAUGUGGCUAAGUGUCAAACUUUGACUAUUCGCCAUGAAACAUCAAGACAUAACUUCCACAUGCAAGGUCACAGCUGCAUCAGACUUCAUAUGUCUCACUACAGACCAGUCCUGAUCACAUUGUCAUGGUCAGUUGAUGUCAUCACCUUAGCCCUGCCCAGGAAGUUACCUAUUUUUUCUACUGUAUGUCUUACUUUUACUCUAUGGUUCAUAUGGGUUUAAUCCUGUGACAACUGACAUAAGAUGACAUGAUGAUGAACUCUGUCAAUGCUCCCUGCUGGCUGAAUCGUGUGGGCGUGGCCAAAUGGCGAAUUGCAGUCCCUCGCCAUAUGCAUAUGAUUGUCUCUAAAUCACACAUGGAUCAUCUGUUUUGCGCCAAAAUGUAUAUGUAUAACCUUUGUUCACCUCUAAAGAGCCCAACAGCAUUGAAAUGUAAUUUGGCUCCACUGUGCCCCCUAGUGGAGGGGGCAAACUUCCCCAAGCAAAGUUUGGGGAGUGGGAAAGGAGGCCAUCAGCUAUAUCUCCUCACUAUAUCAGUCGAUCUGCACGAGAUGUUGCGUGCUUCACCAGGGAGCGCUGCUGAAAACACAAUACAGCUAAUAUCAACAUAAGUCACCAGAUAAAGCAUCAAUCCAGCUGUUCAGAUACACAUUCUCCCAAAAGCAUAAACAACAUCAAAGCAACCCAUGAAAUACAGAACAUUGCAUCUGUUGCACAUAGGCCAUGUUAACAUAAUAAUUAUGUAAAUAUACAUUGUUAUAUGUUUUCUGUUUUUUACUAAUUGUGUUUUGUGGGUUAGAGUACAAAGAUUCAUUAAUUUUGGCUAAAAAUAAUAUAAAGUAUGUCAUUCAUCAGCAGUCACUGUUCAGCAACUAUUUCUGUAAUUUGCCAGUAGGGGUCAGUAUUACUCUACCAAUGACAAAGAGAUUGAGGGAGAAGCAAAGUUUUCAGAGAAAUAACUUGCAUCAGACAGGGAGCGCACCGUAUCAAAUUGACAAAAACAUGAUGAAUAACUACACCAGUAUUUUGCCAGUAGGGGUCAGUGUCACUCCACCAAAGAGAUCGACGGAGAAACUCAUACGGUUUCCAAAGGUUACAUAACUUUUUAUGAUUGACUUGUGAACCUCUAAGGCGCCCAAUAGCAUUGAAUUGUAAUUUGACUCCACUGCGCCCCUAGGUUAACCCAUCAGCUAUAUCUCCUCGCUACAUCAGCUGAUCUGCAACAGAUUUUUUGUGCAUCGUCGAGGAGUGCUGCCAAAUGCAUCGAUGUGUAUCGCCUGGCGACCGGGCGCAGGAACUGCGCGAGAACAUCUGCGGUGGCGAGCAGACGGCGGUCCUGGAACCCCUGCGGUCACCAAUAAUCCGGAGCGGCGCUGAGCUGCAAGGGCCGCCCGACGCCGCUUGCGGCUUUAAUUUGUUUUUCUUUUUUAUAUCAUCUUGGGAUUUUAUCUUCAAAAGAAAAACAGGCUAGAAACAAUCAAGGUCUAAAGAGGACAUUUCUUGUCUUGCCCCCCUUUUUGUAAUAUGUAAUUGUAUUUUUGAGCAGAAUGAACCACUUUUUUUGGAGAUCUUCAAUAAAAACAAAGUAAAAAAAAGUUCAGAAUCAAUGUCGCUCGGUUUUACUGUUAAAAAUUCACAAAUUAGAUGCUGUGGUGGCACAGGGGUUAAGCACAGCCCACAUAAGGAGGCCUUAGUCCUCGACAUGGCCAUCACAGGUUCGAUUCUCGGCCUGGUGAACUUUGCUGGAUGUGUUUCCUCUCUCUCAUUACCCUACUUUCCUGUCAUAGCAUUUUCAAGUAAAGGCCACUGUCAUGGUAUGAGGGAAGACAAGAGAGGUAAUUGUCAGUCAAAAAGCUGUGCUUCUUUAUUUAGCUACAGCAUGAACAUGAACUGCAUCGUAUUCGAAAUAGUUUCUCUGUAUAUAUCAGCCCUGAUAGGGAUUAUUAUACCCUUUUGAAACGCAAUCUCAGAAUCUAAGAGGCAGUUUUAUUUUACGUCCCCUGGAAGUUGUUCUCACAGGAAUAGAUGGCAAGAGGGAGGAUCCUGAGGAAGGGCUUACUACUGGCUGGUUUGAUGGUGAUUCAGAUGGAAUGGUCACCUCUGUAGCUGGGGAUCUGCAGUCCUGCUGUGACACUGCAGGGUCAACAAUAUGUUGUGCUGCAGAAGUAUCAGUCGCAGGAACCUCCUGAUGAUGACGUCUGUUGCAUUGAGCCACGCUCCAGUUGGUCAUUUCUAUUUGGUAGGAUCUCAGCUCCUUAGACUUGCUGACGACUUUGGCAGGCGCUGUCCACCCUUUUUCCAAAACAAGUUUCACUCUCACCGAACCAGAGCGAAGUUUGGGGAGUGGGCAAGCUGAAUAUCUGUGGUUGUAGAAGAAUCUGUAAGAAUCUUUAGCUUUGGCAUUCUUUAAGUAGACUAAGUCUGGGUUGACUGGGUUUGGCAUCAAUGUUUUUUUCAGGACAGGAAUAGUGGUACUUAAAUAUCGGCCAGUCAUAAGUUGAGAUGGACUGGCACCUGUUGCUGCUUUUGGUGUGGAGCAGUAACUCAUAAGGGCUAAGGCUAAGAGGUCAGGCUGUUUAAUUAUGUACUUGGCAUUCUGAACAGUCCUUUCUGCAGCUCCAUUAGAUUGCGGGUAAUGAGGGCUGGAGGUUAUGUGAGUAAAACCAUACCUCUACUUGAACUCAUGAAACUCUGUCGAUGUUAACUGUUUCCAAUUGUCACUGACAAGUUCCAGUUGACAAGUUGUGAGAUGCUCCAUCUCACAAAUAUGUGUUUGAGCACCUGAGUGCUGGAAGUGGUGGUGAAGGAAGCAAUUUUAAUGUCCCUGGAAAAAUAAUCAACAGCAACGAGAUAUGUCUUACCCUCAAGCACAAAAAGGUCAACUACAAUUCUCUGCCAUUGACCUUUUUGUCAAUGGCUGGUGACAAUGGCUGGUGACAGCUUCCUGCCCAAUGGUUGGGCAGGAAGCUGUCACCAGUGGUUCACGUCUCUGUUUGUGCUCUCUGCAAAAACCACAACUUCACUUUGCUUAUCAUCUGCGCACCAAUCUUUGGCCACCACACUGUCAACUUAGCUCGCUCAUGACCCUUGGUGAGGCCCUGGUGACCUUCAUGUAGUUGGUCUAAAACAUCAGCUCAGAGUGCUGUUGGAACAACAAUGCGGUCUUGAUAAAGGACCAGCCCAUCUGACUAUGAUAGGUGAUUUCUGGCUGCAUAGUACCCAUGAAGUAGUGAGCUCUCUGCCAUAUUGUGAGGCCACUCUUCUCAGAUGACAAACAUGAUUACUUUUUGAAGCACAGCGUCAUUUCGUGUAGUCUGGUGGAUUUCCUCAAGCUUUGGUGACUUGAUUGGUUUGCUAGCCACCAUAGUGUUGGCAUAUGCCUUUACUUGUGUUUCAGUUUCCAGAGCGUAACUGUCUUUCAACAGAUGUCUGGAGAGUGUGUCGGCGACUACGAGCUGCUUACCAAGAACAUGUUCUUGGUAAGCAGCUCGUAGCUCAUGUUCAUCCACCACGACAACAGUUCCUUUCAGGUUCUUAAGUAGAUUACUCAUCAAUUGCUGAAAAAUCUCAGGAGCAGAUGUAAUCCCGAAUGGUAGGUGUUUGAAGCAAAUACAGCCCAUCGGGAUAAUGAAUGUGGUCAGUCUUUGACAGCUGAGGUCCAAUGGAAUUUGCCAAAACCCACCAGAGGCAUCCAGACUGGAGAAAAUUGUAGCUCCGGCCGGCUUAGGUGUUAUGUCAUCUAAAUGUAACAUGUAGCGUUCACGCUUCAGACACUUGUUCAAUCGUUUUAAAUCUACACACACCCUGACUUCAUCCUUGUUGCUUUUUGGAGCAGGCACCACUGGGGCACACCAAUCUUUUGGUUCAGUAACCUCCUCAAUGAUCCCAAGAUUUAGCAUCCGCUUUAGUUGUUUCUCCACUUUUGGAAGGAGGGGAAAAGGGACUCGGCUUGGUGUAUUGACACCGAAUGGAAGUGCCUCUUCUGUCAGCUCAAUUUUAACAGACACACAGUUCAGUAGUCCUAUUUCUCUGAACAUGUCACUGGAUAACAUAUAGUCACCACUGAUAGCAUUGACGUGUUUGACCAGUCAAUGCUAACCUUUAAUAACUGUUCUUUACAGUCCUUUAAUAACUGUAAUCCAGUACUGGUAUCUCUGACCUUUGUGUGUGGUGGUAGUGAGGAAAGUGCCCACACAUCUGACCUUUCCACCUGGACUGUACACUGUUGAUCUGGCUUUAUGGAGUUUUGGGUUUUGCUGUAGAUUAUUGAAAGUUGCAUCUGUCAUGACUGUGGUAUCAGCACCAGUGUCAAUUUGAAAGUUCACAGGGCUGCCAUUCACCAGCAGCUCAACGUCCAAUUGUCUGUCUGAAUCCGACUCCUGAUUGACAUUUGACUUUGCUGUUGCUCUCAGGAACAGUUUACCAAUAAAAAACGAAUCCUCAUCUGAAUCUGUAACAGCUUCAGCGCUAACUUGUUUUAGCAUUUUAGUUUUACACAGCCUCAAAAUUUCCCAUUGUUACACUUUCUGCAUCUUUUAUUUCAGGCUGGACAGUUUUCUUUUCUGUCAUUCGUCCUAUUGCAUCUCUGACAAUUCUCUGUUCUCGCCAUAUUUCUGCGCUUGUUUCUGCUUUGACUUCUCAUAGAAGCUCUUUGUGCUGCUAAACUGUUUCUGUCUCAUCUUGCCUGUAGUUUCCACGCGCUCUGCACUUUGCUGCUUCACUUGUUUACUAUGAUGUGCAAGCUGGAUGGCUCUCUCCAGAGUCAGGUCCGCUUCCACACCGUGUUCCAAAUUAUUAUGCAAAU
Xiphophorus maculatus (southern platyfish) is the source of this 11931-nucleotide messenger RNA. Its product is annotated as epidermal growth factor receptor substrate 15-like 1. The transcript has 19 exons. Gene Ontology annotation, cellular component: clathrin coat of coated pit; cytoplasm; plasma membrane. NCBI's taxonomy places the organism in Eukaryota, Metazoa, Chordata, Actinopteri, Cyprinodontiformes, Poeciliidae. Gene Ontology annotation, biological process: endocytosis; endosomal transport. The coding region runs from base 4064 to 6457 and encodes 797 amino acids. Gene Ontology annotation, molecular function: cadherin binding; calcium ion binding. The record is from RefSeq and is a predicted model, not a curated record.